This is a messenger RNA of Trichoplusia ni (cabbage looper), 5053 nucleotides long. It is a transcript of the gene meigo, whose product is annotated as solute carrier family 35 member B1 homolog. Gene Ontology annotation, cellular component: Golgi membrane; endoplasmic reticulum membrane. The coding region runs from base 106 to 1185 and encodes 359 amino acids. Gene Ontology annotation, biological process: UDP-galactose transmembrane transport. The transcript has 8 exons. Gene Ontology annotation, molecular function: UDP-glucose transmembrane transporter activity; UDP-galactose transmembrane transporter activity. The record is from RefSeq and is a predicted model, not a curated record. NCBI's taxonomy places the organism in Eukaryota, Metazoa, Arthropoda, Insecta, Lepidoptera, Noctuidae.
CUGAGUAAGCGAGAAAGCCAAGUACACCGAAUCGGCGUUUUGUCCUUGCAGGCUUUCGGUGUAUCAAAUUGAAGCAUUUUUUGUUUAGACACUUGUAACUGAUCUAUGUCAAGUUACGAGCCAAAAAUUGAAAUUGUUACAGAAAGUGAUCAAAAUCAAGUUUCAUUUUGGCAUAUAAUACCUAAUAAAGUUUUCGUGUGGCAUAACACCUUCGUCAACAUGGUUAAAACUAGGAGCGAAUUUAGGUUUCUUGUUUACUCGGGUGCGAUAUUUGUAUGUUAUUCUGUAUUCGCUAUGUUACAAGAGAAAAUUACACGUAGCAAGUACGGUGAAAAUAAUGAAAAGUUCACGUGUACACUAUCCUUGGUGCUUACACAGUGCAUCGUUAAUUACACAUUUGUCCAGCUGUUGAUGCUAUCAUGGAAGAAAGAAGCCGACUCAACAAGAAAGGUGUAUUACUUCUCAUCAGCCCUGACCUACCUUCUCGGUAUGGUGUGCUCCAAUAUGGCUCUGCAAUGGAUCAACUAUCCAACACAGGUAGUUGGAAAGGCAGCAAAACCUAUCCCAGUGAUGCUGCUUGGUGUUCUAAUCGGUCACAAGUCUUACCCAAUGAAGAAGUAUCUAUUCGUCCUAUUGAUAGUGAUUGGUGUUGUAUUGUUCAUGUACAAAGAUCAAGGCGCCAAGAAGGUUCAAGAUGAUUCCUCUGGACUUGGUAUUGGAGAGAUGUUACUGUUCCUCUCACUCACCAUGGACGGCCUGACAGGAGCUGUACAGGAACGUAUCAAGAGCGAGUCUUCGCCUUCUGCUUAUGCUAUGAUGCUGAACACUAAUUGGUGGUCGACUUUAAUACUGUCAGUAGGAGUAUUGCUGAGCGGUGAAAUAUUCAAGUUCAUCACUUUUGUGUCGGUGUACCCAGAGGUUAUAAUCUACCUCAUUGGUCUCGCCGUAGUAGGUGCGAUGGGACAAAUGUUCAUAUUCUUCAUGGUAGCCGAGUACGGCCCUCUUCCCUGCUCAGUGGUGACCACGACGAGGAAGUUCUUCACUGUGUUAACAUCAGUCAUCUUGUUUGGCAACGUACUGAUACCACGACAGUGGCUUGGAGCCAUCUUGGUGUUUUCAGGUUUGUUCCUAGACAUGUUCUACAGUAAAGGCAAGGCGCCUCCGAAGCGAGUGGCAGAAAAAUAAUUAUUUAGUUCAAUUAUAACUAAGUAGCAAAUAAUAAGUAUAAGCCCUGUUCCCAACUGUUUGUCAUUUUGAAAUAAUUGGGCCUUUAGUUACAAAACUGUGUUUUCUUUGCCUAACUCUGAUAAGGUUCAUGUAUAGUUUUUGUAUCCGGGAGUAUAAUUAAUUAUACUGCAUUUUUAACUACUUAAAAAAGUUAAACAAGGUGCGUUGAUUUGUCUAACAUAAAUGUUUCAAAUCAAAUAUACUACUGAAAUAAAUCAGUAGUUCUUUAUUUAAUACUAUGAGUGUAUGUUUGUAUGAGAACACCAAGAUUUAGAUCCAAUGAUUGGUAUUACUUUUAAUUGUCUGUUAUAUCUGUAGUCAGAUGAUGUGAAAUCAUUUCACAAUGUGCAAGAAAAGUUCAAAUUUAUAUUACACAAGAAAAUAGUGCCAACAUAUUUUUUCCAUUUAUUAAUUUUUUUUUUUUUUUCGUGAGCCCAUUAUUUAACCGUCUUAAGUAACUAUUGCUAUUUUUAUCAACAUCAAUUAAUGAAAUAAGGGUUCGAGAAAAAAAAAUGAUUUUAUGCGAAAUGUAUAAAUGAUACAGGCAGAUAUCAAAGGCUUUUUGGAUUUGACCGUUUGUGUAUUUGCUAUAUGAUUAUUCAGUCUGUUACUUGACUUAGCGACAUCUAUUUUUUUUUAAAACAUUAAGCUAAACCUUAAUCAUCAAAAGGAUAUGACAAUGGCACUAUAUUUUUUAUUUCCUUAUUUUAUGAAUUCUGGUCUAAAAACCUCUUUAGAGUUAGCCUUAUUACUGGCAGCAGCGGGAACAGGGCUUUUACUUCUCACUAUGAUUGUUUGUGCAAUGGUACAAUUACUUCAAUGACUUAGCAAAUUGUUUAUAAGAAUGUUUGAGUAGUUAGUUUUAUAUUUGAAAACCUUCACGAAUUUACCAAUUCUACUGUAAUGUGCAUUGUUUUACUAUCAAUCAUAAAUUAUAUUUAUAAAUUUAUGUAUAUUGGAUUUGUGAAGCAUUUUAUUGAUGUUUAUUUAUAUUUGUCUUAAGAUUAAGUGUAACUGUCACAGUCUGAGUUCCGUUGAGGAAUGAAAGGCCAAUGUUUUACCAGUACCGACGAUUUCAACUUCAAUAAUACAAACCUCGCUCUAAGGAGUUUUAUGUUUAAUUUCUUCUUACACAAAUCACAGUCAAAAUACACCCAGACUUAUGAAAAGUAUAUUAGUUGAACAAUUAUUGCUUGUCUCAUGCGGAAAUCUUAACAGCAGCACGUGACGCACAGUCUAUAUUCGUAUAAUGACUGCUCGUCUAUAUGUGAAGGUGCAGAAGGUUUUAAUUCCGUGAUCAUGGGCGUUUUUGCAUACACACCACGUUCUUGAAAAACAGCGCGCCACGCCACAUGAAAAAUAAUAGAUGUUGUAUGCUGUUCAACUUUGGCCUUUAUAUUAGAUUAAAUCCAAAACACUCUUAGUGCUACAGUUUUCACAAAAAUGUUUAUAGCCCAUGAUAUAAAACCCAAUGUUUCAGCUGUCGAUGCUUAAGUAGAAAUAUGUAAAUUUUAUCUAUACAAAACUUUUGUAAUAUAAAUAAAUUAUAUAUACCCACAUGUAUACAUUAUGAAAUGGUAUAAAUGCUAUAACGCAUUAGAAGAGUAAGUAUGAUUACUAAAUGAGUCUUAAUUUCGACUCUAUUUAAGAGAACUAUAUUGUGUCUGAAUUAAAUUCAGCAUUUUAUUUCUAUAGUAGUCUUAACAUCAAGUUUUUGUCGACGGAGAUUACUAAGUAUUGUUUUAAUAAUUAUUUUAUUUUACUUUCCAUUCCAUUCUAUUACGUUGUUAAUUUUAGCCGUCCUUAGUCUGCGUUUUCACCAAGGAUACGUAAAGACGUUUGAUGUUCUUAAAUACUAAUACAUUCACUUCAUUACAUAGAUUUGUGGAGACUUUUUUUACGAUAGUUACAUGGUGGUUUCGCAGCCUUAGCCUGACGCAAGGCAAAACAAGUCUCGGAUACCUAACGACUAUAGUCCUUGUACGUCUGAGGUUUUGGUUGUCUUAAGAGGCUUAAUUCGUCUGGUCCUGAGAAUUUGGAUCGUCCUUAUGUGCUCGCCGGCCAUUUAGUUUCUGUUCCUAGUUUAUAAGUUAUUGUGUUGAAUAAAAAAACUAAAUCUGUCUUUUAUACAAGUAUAAUUGAAAUGUUUACAGGAUCGACUAAAUGAGAAUUUACCAACCAUGUUGUAAAACAUUCGUUUCAACAUAAAAAUAAUAAUGAAUUAGAAAAGCAUUAUUUAUAAUAAAUUUAAUUUAUUUAUUCAUAUUUGUAGUCUUAGGUUUUCUCUAUAGACAUAUAACCGACUUUAUUGUUUUAGAAAAAAAUGUAUAUGAAAAAUUAAAGAGUUAUAAAUGACAUGUGUAAUAUUAACGCUCAAGUUUUGCAUUUUAUAUCAUAAGCUAGCCUUUGGCUAAAGGAAAUAUAUUAAUUUAUAAUACAGCUGUUGUUUAGUAAUUAUAACUGAGCAUACAUCGACAGUGUUCGUCUGUAAAGAAACCAAAUAAAUAAUGAUUAAUGUUUAUAGGCCUAAUUAUCUGAUGACGUGUGCACAAAUAAAGCUAAGAUUACUACGACACUGACCCGCAACUUCUAAAGCGUUAAUCAACACAAGAAGUUGCCAGCAUACGUCAUAUGCUAUGAUCGGUGGUUUUCUUUUGGCCAACCAAUCACAGCAUUCGGUUUUAUGGCGACAAAACCUUAAGUUAUAUCAAAAAUAUAUUCUAUAACAAGGUAGUUCAAACAUAUUAUAUAUUAUACUCGAUAGUUUUAAAUAUAAAAAAAAUACUAGAACUAUUUUAAAAUGUACUAUCGACGAAAUUGAAUCAUGACCUACCCCGACAUUCGAAUAUGCAUAAAAGUUCGACACUCGCGUUAACCCGUGGCGUUAACAUACAUUUCCAUGGUAUGUUUCUUAUGUCAUAAAAAUGAUAAACUAUUUGUUACAGAAGAAAUAUUUGCACAAAGAAAGUAAAUAACACAAUCCUAAAAAAAAUCGGCACUCGAUUUUAAAAGAAAAUAAAUUCUAUUAAUUGGAAAUAGUUUUAGAGUAAGAGCCAGGCAGUAAGGCACCUGUAGAGCCGUUUAUCUGCCAAAGCCACCAUGACCCUAACCCCAUAAUCGACCAUUGUUCUCACCUAUGUUAGAAGUAUCUGCUAUCAGCUUUCAUAAAAUAACGUAGGUCUGGGGUCCACGGGCUCUUAGACCAUUUGAAGAGGUAAAUCUUUGCUGUUUUUGUAGGAUCCAGCGUCCAAAGGGCCAAGAUUCAAUUUUGUUGAUUGUACCUGUAUACAUAUAUCUUCUAUAAAUUAUUUUUGAUAGUCACCAAUCUGAUAAUAAUGCUAUAUAAUAUUAAAGAGAGAUAAACCUGUAUACCGAAGUAGUCUUCCUCGCAAAGGAAUUAUACCAAUUUUAUAAAACAGUAAAUAAUUUUAUAAAUAGAUGAUGAUAUAAAUAAAUACAAAAGUUAGUGUUUAAAAAUUGUUAAAUAUCCAAAGAUAUAAUUUCUUUGCUAUAUUUAGUGCACGCAGAUCCUUAUGUUCAAUAAUAAUUAUGACGCACCUUGCGUUGGUGGUAACUAAGAAAUCUAACUCAAAACUGCUCUAGAUUCUUUAAAAUCAGUCUUAUUCCAUUCACAUAAGGGUCCUUUUGAGUUACCAGUACCGCUAACAUAAGGUCGUUAUCCAUCCUCCAAUGGUUUGUAGGCCUUGUCCAGCCAAAUAUUUUGUUACCGAUUACAGUUUAACGCAUUUAAUAAGGCUGUUGUAUACACAAUGUUUCUUUUGAAAAGGAAAUUCUAUUUAUUUGUAAAAUAUACAUUUUUAACAAG